Molecule: messenger RNA, 1495 nt
Organism: Xyrauchen texanus (razorback sucker)
Lineage: Eukaryota; Metazoa; Chordata; Actinopteri; Cypriniformes; Catostomidae
Product: forkhead box protein N2-like
Exons: 6
Coding region: 123-1337 (404 amino acids)
Biological process (GO): regulation of DNA-templated transcription
Cellular component (GO): nucleus
Molecular function (GO): cis-regulatory region sequence-specific DNA binding; DNA-binding transcription factor activity
Source: RefSeq, a predicted model, not a curated record
CGCGGAUGGAGGAAGCAGCUGCAGAUCACACUCACUCAGUUUGAGGUAGUACACUGCAAAUACUGAAGCGCUUCACUGGAAACAACCGGAUCGUCCUGCAUGAACAAGACGUCCCUGAUUUAAUGGGUCCAAUCAUCGGGAUGUCGCCGGAUAAGAAAGCAGAAUCCCCAAGCAUGCUAGGGGAACGGGUGGGCCGGCGUGGAGUUUUUGGGACGCUACCUGAAGCAGAGUGUGCCGCUAGCCCCCUGGCCACCAGCCUGGACCAUACCUCCAGCUCGGGAGAUGAAGAACUUACCAACCUCAACUGGCUCCACGAGAACCUUCUCCAGAACUUCACGCUGGGAGUCCAGGAGACCCAGUCCAGCUCCAGUCCACUCUUUGACAUCGAAGGCAACCAUGGGAACUCAGUCAUAUCCUCGGCAGCUUCUAAUGGAGAUUCUGUCAAGUCGAAACCACCUUUCUCCUUUUCCCUGCUCAUAUACAUGGCCAUUGAACAGUCCCCAAGCAAGUCUCUGCCGGUGAAGGACAUUUACGGUUGGAUUCUGGAGCACUUUCCAUACUUCUCUAGCGCCCCCACUGGCUGGAAGAACUCAGUGCGGCACAAUCUGUCCCUCAACAAGUGCUUCCGCAAGGUGGAAAUGAGCCUGGGGAAGGUGAAUGGAAAGGGUUCUUUGUGGUGUGUGGACCCCGAAUACAGACCCAAUCUGAUUCAAGCCCUGAAGAAACAGCACUUCCCCACCGCCCACUCCUUCUGCACGCCGCCUGCCUCCCCACCCAGUGCCUUCUCACCCACGCGACACCUCUUCCUCCAGGGCUGCUCUCUGAAAGAGUCUGAUAUUGAUGCCGCCACCUCUAUGAUGCUCUUAAACUCGGCCCCUGGACACCACAGUGACCUGUGUGACCGAGACAGCCCCAUUGACCUCUCUCAUCCGGACUCCGUCCUUGUGAGCAGCGACCCAAAGCAAGACCACAACUACAGCAGCGCGUCAUUCCAGCGGUGCUCGUCUCGCUCUUCCUCGUCGUCGUCAUCUUCGCUGUGCUCCCUGGAUGAGGCUGGCUGCGAUUCCGGCCAGGGCCGCCGUGCCGGCAGUGAGGGUUUCCAUAGCGACGAGGAUUCGGAGGAGGAGAGGAACCUGUGCCUGCCCAAACUUCCCAUCCGUCGCCCACUCACUGUCAAGUGCCCUAUUCCGGGUAAACGGACUCAUCACGAGUCCAAGCCAGAAUUGGAUGAGGAGCUGAAAGAGGCGGCUGGGUCACUCUUACAUCUGGCCGGGAUCCGAUCCGGUCUGGAUCUAUCGAAACGAAAGGCCAAGUGCAAAAAACUGGCAAAGCAUUGAAAAUAAAGCCGGAAAAAAAGCCCUUAGUGACCUUUUUACCCCUGGACUGUGUAUCAGUGACCGUGCCUCAUUUUUUUGGAUCAUUAAAAAUCUUCAAAUCUCUCCUUUUUCUGACACAGGGAUCAACAAUAAGGAUUUUACCUGCCCUAGUAAUAUGU